AUGCUAUUGAAUCUGUGCAAGUACGUUCCAACAUUAGCACUAUUCCUUACAGCACACUCUCUGGUUGUAAUCAGCUACGUAAAUAAGCAGAAACAGAAACUAUGUGUUGUACUGGCUGCAAUAUUCGGACUUCUUAACAUCUGCGUGAUGCGGGGCACUUUCAAUUUCAAUAGGCCAAGUCCACUGAUUCUACUUCUGAAAUGUGACAUUAUUCUCUACGUAUGGGAGAUAUUCAUGGGAGUAUGCUCCAUCAUACAGUACCAGUACGCUGGUUACUACGGAUUUGGAAUCAUUGCAUGUGGUGUAGUACUCUUUCUAAGCAACCUGAUCAAGUUUGUUCUAAUCAGGUAUUACAUUGAUAAGAAUGGAUAUGAGCUGUUUUCAGACGUGUUAGAGCUAGAGAAGUUUGUUAUAAUAUGCAGAGAUGGAUACAAACACUUUACGGAUGACGCAAUUGUCCAAAAUAUGCUGGAAAACAAGGGUGGUCUCGAUACGCGUGUUUUGUUCUGUAUGUGGUCGAAUUGCAACGAAACUCGUGACAGACUCGAUCAGGAAGAGGCUCUCUCAUUCAUAAAGAGCAAAAUAGAGGAAGUUCAUAAGGAUAUUACGACAGACAUUAAUGAGAUAGGCGGAAUGAGCCAUGGGAUUGAGAAGAACAUUCGUGUCUUAGACGAGAACGAGGACGAUGGUUCCGAUGCGGAGAUUGAGUUGGAUUUGAGCCCAGAUGAGAGUAGCGGAGACGAGGAUGGCAGCGAGGAGGAUGAGAUGGAGGCAACUACGAUUCAAUGUGGAAGCAAGGCAGAAGUAGAGAGAAUAUCGUGGGCCACAGAAUCAGUGGAAUACGAUAAGGUGGAUAAGGCGUAUUUGGUGACAAUAAAGAGGGAGAAGCUGAAUGAGGUAGCUUUGGAAGGCGUAAUAACACUGAAGAGCAUUCAGAAGACGUUGACUGAGGAGGACGCAAAAAGGUGCCUGAAAAUUAUCACAAGGGGCUUUAUGCAAAUGAUAAAAUACGAGGACUUCGUGGAGCACAUGCGGGAGCUAAACAAGGAACGUGGAGUCUUCAUCAGUGCCCAGGCUGGACAGAAAAUCGUACAAGAGGAGCUAAGGAAGAUAUUCAUCUCCCUGAAGUGCGUUGGAUUUCUGCUGAUAUUUAUGCUCCUGUUUACGUGGAACGUGAAUGCCAAGGCGACUGUUCUUCCGGUGCUUCUCUUCACUGUGCAACCACUGUGGUACUUCUACAUGCCAUUCCUCUACCUGGUCUACCACAUGCCAUUUCGAGUUGGUGAGAAAGUCGUAAUCAAAAACGAGGCCAUGAGAGUUGUUGAAAUGCGCCUGUGCUACACGCUGUUCAAGGACGCAAAUAAGCAGUUUAUCACAAUUCCAAAUAAGGCGAUAUACAUGUCCACGGUGCAGAAUAUCUACCAAUCUAUUCAUCAGACACUUCUAUUCAAAAUCAAGGUUGCCAAUAACACAAGUAGGCAGAUUAUGGGCGUACUCAGGCACAAAAUGACACAAUUUGGAACUGAUUGUGGAUUCAUCAGGAAGAUUGAGAUGGAUUGCACCAAGGUGGUUGAUAUGAACUACUACGAGAUGGAAAUGCGAAUAACUCACCCAUUCAACUACUCCAGCGGCUACUUCAAGGCCAAGGCCCAUGACAUCUUCCUGCACGAACUAAUCAGACAAAUAGAACACUUGCGAAUUGAUGGAGGCCACCAGAAGCCACGGGUGACUCUGGUUGGAAAAAGAAUCAAAUUUGAAUAG
Messenger RNA from Enterospora canceri, 1761 nucleotides. The record is from the annotation of a GenBank genome assembly. NCBI's taxonomy places the organism in Eukaryota, Fungi, Microsporidia, Enterocytozoonidae.